Molecule: messenger RNA, 1118 nt
Organism: Pseudo-nitzschia multistriata
Lineage: Eukaryota; Bacillariophyta; Bacillariophyceae; Bacillariales; Bacillariaceae
Source: the annotation of a GenBank genome assembly
GCACACCAUACAGAAAAAGAGGCAGGUCUGUAUCAUCUACCAACGUCUAUUCCUCCUUAUUCUGUGCUUCACCACGAUGAAUCUCUACAAUACUCUUCUUGCAGCCAUUGCAUUGGUGGUCGGAGCAGACGCAUUCUCUUUUUCUCCAGAGAACGGAACCAAUGCGAAGCCCCCCACGGGUUCCGUCGGUCGACGUGCGGCGUUUGCGGAAGUCACCGCCACUGCCGCUGCAAUUGCCGGGGGAUCGCUCCUGAUUUCCAAUCCUGGUACCGCCGUUGCCGCCACGGGACCCGAGGUAUUCGUGGGGACGUACACCGACCCAAUCAACCAUCCUGGGGGAACGAGAACCAUCAAGUUGCUGGACGGCCAAAAGAUUGGAGACUACCAAUUGGCAGAGGUUCGCGGCGGGGGCGGACGAGGCGAGCCAGAAAAUUAUGUGCUGCCCGCGGCCAUCAUUGGAGAUCGAACCAUUGUCAUUGACUUUUCUCCCAAGGGGGGACCCAGGGAUUUUGUCGGAAUCCUGCAGAACGGGGACAUUAAGUUCUUGAAGGACGGAAAUCGCUGGCCAAGACAGUAAACACGAAAUGGACAGGGCCUAUGCAAUGUCGACGAAUGAGUCGACGAAUAAAACGGAAUGCCAGCAACCAAGGGAAUCCAUAUCCAUCUACGAAUCACUACUAGUACCAGGGAGGCCGGUGCUGCUAUUAGCUAGUUGGCAUGCUGAAAUCUUCGAUGGCACGAAGACUGCAUUAAUCUAGUAUAGCAGCUUUUGCAGUAGCCACAAUAUUAGUAACCGUAAUGUUUGAAAAUGAAUCGUUUUCUCGGCAAUGGCCGAAGGUCGAUCAUCGAAAAAUUGGUAGGCGUUGUAUUGUACUGAAGGUAUGUAAUACUGAUACCAUACUGUACCGUGUGUAAAUUUCUGGUUUGUGUUUCACAUACCGGUAGUAGUAGAAAAUAUCGGACUCGAAAUCCUUCCUUAGUUCUUUUUUGGAUCUUGAGGUACCUGUCUGAUGAACCUUGCAUUUUCAAAAUCAAAAGUAUGGAAGUAAACAUWGCGCUUCGCCAACCACAACGAGCACUGUACCACACACGAAAAUGAAUAAAUACUCUGAACAUUA